This is a messenger RNA of Brenthis ino (lesser marbled fritillary), 246 nucleotides long. The record is from the annotation of a GenBank genome assembly. NCBI's taxonomy places the organism in Eukaryota, Metazoa, Arthropoda, Insecta, Lepidoptera, Nymphalidae.
AUGAAAGGCAGGGUCCCGUUGCUGGGCGUCCCCGCCGCGGUCGCCGCCACAGCACUGAAACUGCGGUUCACGGACGGUGACAUUUAUAUAUCACGUAGGAAACUAAUCGACAGAUCCAUUCAGAUACAAGUUGCUGACAACAGAUUGCCGCUCACAUAUUGCGGUAAUAUUUUGAGCGGCUUAGACGUCGGCCGUGGAGGAGUUCCUCCACAGCGCCGGGAAAUUAAUAAAGUGGACGCGGAGAGA